Molecule: messenger RNA, 1777 nt
Organism: Andrographis paniculata
Lineage: Eukaryota; Viridiplantae; Streptophyta; Magnoliopsida; Lamiales; Acanthaceae
Product: putative E3 ubiquitin-protein ligase XBAT35
Exons: 9
Coding region: 300-1586 (428 amino acids)
Molecular function (GO): protein binding
Source: RefSeq, a predicted model, not a curated record
UUCUCAGUUUUUGACGGGUCGUCUUGGAAGAGCCGAGACUAGCCGAGCCGAGCCGAGGGAGAUACGAUACGAUACGAUUACGCAUGUUCCGUUUCCGAAAACACCCCCUGGAAGAUUUUCCAGAAGCGUUGAGGAGGAGGAGGAGUUGGGAAUUGGGAUAGGCAGGCGUGCGUUGAGUGAAGAGGAAGAAAUCGAAGCUCAUACCCCUUUUUCUUCCUUCUUCCCCAAGAACUUAAUUCAAUUUUGAUUAUUACCUAUAGUUUUCGGGAACAAGAAAAAUUCAGGGGAAAAAAUUCAAAAUGGGAUUGCAGCAAUCGAAAGACGAACUGCUAUACAAGCGAGUGAAUUCGGGAGAUAUUGAAGCCAUCAAAGCUCUGCGGAGGGAAGGCGCCGGGCUUGAGUGGACUGAUAAAGAAAGAAAGACUCCAUUGAUUGUUGCUUGCACAAGUUUGGAGCUUUAUAAUGCAGCUAAAACUUUGAUAGAAUUGGGCGCCAAUGUCAAUGCUUAUAGUCGAGGUUGCAAUGGAGGAACCCCUUUACAUCAUGCUGCAAGAAGAGGCCUCGAGCAGACUGUGAAUUUACUUCUUUCACAUGGGGCAAAUGCACUAGAAAUGAACGACGAAUAUCAAACCCCUCUUGAUAUUGCAAGACUUAAAGGACAUGGUAAUGUUGUCCGAGCAAUUGAGGGGCGUAUCUGCUUUUUCUCUGGAUGGCUGCGGGAACUUCAUGGUCCCGGCUUUCUUGAUCUUCUGGCUCCUCAGUUACUUUCAAGAAGAGUGUGGGUGGUUGUUUUGCCUUGUGGCUCCCGGAAUAAGCGAAAGCCUUUGAGAUUGGAGGUCGCAAUAUACUCUAACCUGGAGGAUUCCCAACCGCGCACCAUCAUACCUCUGUCGAAAGCUAAGUUAGAAGAGCCCAAAUUCCACCAGCCUGACCCGGUAGCGAUAAUCUCUCAUAUUUCGAAAAUUUCGAAACUCUGGAGGAAGAGGCGCGGGAUUAAACACUCCCAAGAGGCAGGCCGUGGUACGCGUAUUAAACUUGCCCCCGUGCAUGCUGUCGAAAAGCAUCUAUUACGGGAUUUCUCCAACGCCUGCAACGGAGUUCGCCAGGCGACGACGCACCCAUCGUUCCCCGUCCCGAUUCCUCCGGCAGGAGUGUAUACCGUCCCUACCGCUCCUGCGGCGACAUUUCCGACGCCUACGGCUCCGGCAUCUGCGCAAUUGUCGUCCGAAGACGAAGAAUUAGCCGCGGCAAUUAAAGCCUCCCUCCAGUCCUCCCCGCGGCCUCCAUCGCCGGAUACGAAUCCUCCCUUCACAAAAUCAGUAUAUGCCGAUAUGAAAAGCUCAGGUAACCAAUCGAGCAUUCCGGCGCGCGUUGAUCAGAGUCGUUCUGAUGGUGGCGCGUCUGCGGAGAUAUCGGAGAAUUCGUCGUGCACGAUAUGCCUGGAUGCUGCGGUCGAGGGGGCUUGCAUACCGUGCGGGCAUAUGGUCGGGUGCAUGUCGUGUUUGAAGGAGAUUCAGGGGAAGAUGUUCGGGUGCCCCGUGUGCCGUUCGCGCAUCGAUCAAGUCGUAAGGAUUUAUGCUGCUUAGUCGACUCAACUCGACUCGUCUUGUGUUGUUCUUGUUCGUCGACCUUAUCUUAUAUAAAUAAAUAAUGUGAGUUACUUCGUGUUUAAACUUUUAGAUCAGACGGUCUUUUAUUCCAAAAUUUGUUGAUAUCAUCAAACUGUAAUGUUUUCUUUAAUGGCACAAGAUUUUGCUAAGGGUGUGUUAGUUUGCAA